Messenger RNA from Helobdella robusta, 900 nucleotides. RefSeq lists its product as hypothetical. The record is from RefSeq and is a predicted model, not a curated record. The transcript has 4 exons. The coding region runs from base 1 to 900 and encodes 299 amino acids. Lineage: Eukaryota; Metazoa; Annelida; Clitellata; Rhynchobdellida; Glossiphoniidae.
AUGACUGACAUAAAGAGCAACCAACAACAACAGCAAAACGAGCACAUCUCUCAUCAGAAGCCCCAGCAGAAGGAAUGGCCCACGAACAGUCGUCUGUAUCAGCUGAGAAACGAGAGGGUCCGAUCGAUUUCUACAUCCUACGACGAACCGGAUGUUGUGGUGGACAUGGAUGUGAACAACUACAGCAACAACUGCAAUAACACUGACCACAAACGACCAUCUCCUAAUAUUCAUCUCAGGUUCCAAAAAGGUUGCACACCAAUGAGCCAGAUGCUAGCGAGCAGAAUUCCUAACUCACUUAGUCUCCAUGAAGAUGAGAUCAAAUCAACAACGAGUAACAAAAUAGGCCCGGAGGAAUUCGUUGAGAUGAUGCGGCGUCGUAAGACCCCUCUCUACCUCAACCACCUCUUCUACCAACAACAACAGCUGCAACAGCUGAUGAAAGGACGCAGAAGAACAGUCUCAGAGAACCAGGCCUCACUCAUGCUCAAAUUCCCGCAGACCUUACGGCAGAAGUACGCCGACCAGUCGCAAAUUCCAAAUGUCGUCGUCCUCGAUAGACAGCCUGUCGUCAGGCAGAAGAGUGCUGCAUCAGAUCAUGCUAGUCCUCCUUCUGACGGGUUGCUUGUUGGACUCGCAGCUGCUGGAGCGCUUGUCGGGCCGGCGGGUGAAAUGACAGGAGCUGUUGGAUCUGGGGGUGGGGGAAUUUUAACGGCUGAUGGCUCUGGUGGUGGCAUUUCUGGCUCUGGUGGUGGCAUUUCAGGAGUAGCUAGUGGUGUUAAUAAUAGGAAAUUAUUACACCAAAAUGUGUCUGGCGGUAGAUUGCUUGCUGCAAAGCACUCCUCUAUUGGACACGAUCCAAUGAAUGCAAGUUGGCUCUCCUAUUUCGCCAUUAAGUGA